AUGGAUCUUGCGUGGCUCGCCGAGGCAAGGGACGCGGUGCGUCAAAGCCAGGACUGGCGACGCCUCCAGGAUGGUAUCUACUCGCGCGUGCAAACCGUGCUCAAGCAGCACAAGACCAAGUAUUUUUCCGACCUCGGCGACGACGAGCGGGCGCUCGUGAUGGCGCAGGUCGAGCUUCACGUGGCUGACGACGCAGCGCACGGCCGCUUCCUCCAGCAUGUCACCACUGUACUCGAUCAUCAUCUCAGCAGAGCCGUCGAGAGCGCGUACGCUACUGCACCACCCGAGGCAACCAAGAAAACCUUGCUGCUCGAUGCCGCUGCCGACGCCGCGGCGACCCUCGUCGUGGGGCUGCCACCCGAGCAGCGCAGUUUGCUGCGUCUCCUUCUCAACACCCCGUUUCCCGUAGCCUUUCGCCGACACGCAUGGCAGCUCUUCUUAGCGGACGCGCCAUUGCGGGUGCGGUACGACACCGCCUGCGUCAUCGACCGCGUCGCCACCAUUUCGCUUUUGGACGCCGACAUUACCGACACGUGUCGCCGCAUCCUCGAGGCCUCUUCCGCGCUCAUAACGACGGCAUUCCGCGAGUCGUGGAUGGCCAUGAAGACGGUCCUCUCGUACGCCCACGCCAUUGGCGCCAUGCCUGAUGCGCGCAACGACGCCAUGUAUGCUCUGUGUGUACCUCUACUCCUGGUCUAUGGCACGACAUCGGUGUCAACCCUCGUCGAAGCCUACUGCGUCUUGCUGCGUCUUCCGCGGCCGCGGCUGCCGAACGCUGUCGCGCCGUGUCUGGACGCACUGCAUCGCAUUGAUCCACCGCUACACACCCACUUGGUCUCGGUGCUGGGCUCCGCUUCGUCCGAGGCGUGGCUGCCGCUCUUGUCUCCGUUUGUAGAGCAGCUUUUUGUCGGCAUUGCGACCAAGGAUGUUCUGCUGUUUGUUUGGGACCAGCUCUUCCUCGUCGGCGCCGAUCGACUCUUGCCGGACCUCACUGCACUCGCGCUCGUAGACCUCGCAGGUCCGUUGCUGCGUGCGCAGUCGCUCGACGAUGUCCUGCGCGCCGUGCACCAACCGACGCUUCAAGUGUCGACACUGCAAGAGCUUCUCGAGACUUGGAGCCUCCCGACCAUUCGGCAAGACCUGCAAUUGACCAAAGAGUCCGACUUUUUCACGCCGACACGCGAGGCAUCUGUACCCGUCGUUGAGGCGCCCUGCGUCGAACUUGAUGACAUGAAUGCACUCACACCGCUACUGUUGGACAUCGCCAAGACGCUGUGUGGAGUCUACACCCACGACACCGCCUACGACGAACGCGGUCAAGAAGAGCAGAGAUUGCACGUCGAAAAGGCCAACGCGUUUCGCCCACUGCUGCGUGACGUGGCGCAGACGUUGACGGCAGUGUGGAUAUCUGGUGACGACAUCUUUGGUCGUCAGGCCGAGGCAGACGAAACCCGACAGCGCGACGUCGUGGCGCAGAGCCAAAAGGCAGCGUUUGGCCGGACAUACACGCCCGACGAGAUUGCUCAACUCCACGGAAAAGCCAAAACAGCGUAUGAGAAGAGACUCCCCAAGUUUCACGCGGCGUACGCGGCGCUCAAUCAGCGAUCGUAG
This is a messenger RNA of Saprolegnia diclina VS20, 1611 nucleotides long. RefSeq lists its product as hypothetical. The transcript is spliced from 13 exons. The record is from RefSeq and is a predicted model, not a curated record. Lineage: Eukaryota; Oomycota; Saprolegniomycetes; Saprolegniales; Saprolegniaceae. Bases 1 to 1611 code for a protein of 536 amino acids.